AGAAAGUGUCAGCAUUUUACUACACGUACCCCCUGCAUAGCAGGGUACGUGUAAUAACUCAAUGACCCAGAGAGGAAGCGUCAGCAGACCACUGAUAUUUCGUCGAUAAAUUGUCGCGCGAUUUAUAAGGUUUCAGUAUCCAUGUCGAUAAAUUGUCGCGCGAUUUAUAAGGUUUCAGUAUCCAUGUAACAACUCAUUGCCCGCCAAAAAAAUCGGAAUUUAGAUGGAGCACGAAAGGAAACUUUUUAACUUUUCUGAGUACACCGAUAUCUUUAAGCAUGUGAACUCAUUUGGUAGAUAUCAGAAGAAGGUUGCCUACGGUCUUUGUCUAAUAUUUGUUGGCCAAGGACUGAUGUUUGGGCAUUUUAAAUUCGUCGUUGCAACUCCCAAGUUUCAGUGUUCAACUCCUAAUGUAUCGUGUGGAGGUAUCAAUAAAUGUUGUACAAACUGUACAUCUUAUGAAUUCGAUCCUUUGUUCACUACCGUUGUCUCUGAGUGGAUUCUGAUUUGUAAUCGUUCGUAUUUGGCAGCCAUUAUCCAGUCUUUSUUCUUCGUCGGAAUGCUCGUAGGUUCGUUCCUGUCUGGUAUUUUAUCGGAYGCGUUUGGGAGAAAAACUGUUCUUUUUGCAUCACUUGGAUUGAUGUCUAUCAAUGGCGUAUUACAAUCAUUUGUAAAGUCUUCAAUUGGCCUUUUUGCUUUUCUUCGUUUUACAACUGGAGCAUUCAUGAUCAGUGCUACAUUAUCAACAUACAUCCUAGUGUUGGAGAUCAUUGGGCCAGAUCACCGGACUAGAAUGGGGAAUGUUAACCUGAUAUUUUGGUGCACUGGUGAAUUGGCACAGGCCUUUGUGGCCUAUCYUAUAAAAGAUUGGAGGACUUAUGUCUUGGUGUCAAGUGUUCCCCCCUUCUUGCUGUAUUUCUUUUGGUGGUCUAUACCAGAGUCCCCUAGAUGGCUUGUCGUUAAAGGCAAACUUGAACAAGCCCAACAUAUCAUCCUAAAGUACGGUGGAAAAGACAAUAAACCCUGUGAUCCUGAASAGGUGAUGACCAUGCUAARGUCMAUUCACCAGCAUCAAAUUCAACGAAGUUCGAAUGUAAAGAGAUAUACACCAUUAGAUCUUGUCCGUACACCAAAGCUGAGAAAAUGGACCAUCAUCAUUUGCUUUGCAUGGUUUACUACUGCGUCCUUAUAUUUCGCGAUUUCGAUCUACGCAUCUCAGCUCCAUGGCAACAUAUACGUCAUCUGGCUGGUAUACACAGCUAUUAGUUGUGUUCUAAUUCUGCCAACAUGGUUUUCAAUGAACUAUUUGGGACGUCGUAUAACUCAGUGUGUAUUGAUGACCAUGACCGGUACAGCACUGCUGCUAACACUGGCUUUGCCAAAAGGAUAUGCUACCACGACAACCUAUUUAGCUAUAGCUGGGCAGUUAGUGAUAAACCAGAGCUGGAGUACCGUGUACCUCAUACAAGYGGAACUUUUUCCUACAGUAUUGAGAAAUACAGCCCAAGGAGUGGGUUCUACUGCUGCKMRUAUCGGUGGGAUAACCGCUCCAUUCUUUCUCAUGCUGGCUCAACUGCCRGGCUCAAGUAUCAUACUUCCUAUGACAAUAUUUGGUGUUUGUGCCAUUGCGUGCGGGAUUUCAUCUCUAUGGUUACCGGAGACAGCUUUGCGACCUCUCUAUCAGACGACUGUAGAGGCUGAGGAAAAGCCAGAGAAAUAUGGAAUACCAUAUUUACAAAAGAAAGCAAAACGUAUUACGGAGAAUGAAAAUCUAUUAUCUGAAACUUAGGUUCUGUUAAAGUAAUUAAAGUGUGAGUAAAUCAAGUGGUAUACCCCCCAGUGAUGCCCGCCUAUGAACGCUUAAACUAACAAUCAGUCUCUAGGAAAUCCAUUUUCAAUUUACACUGGAACGCUUCUACAGAAACUGCGUUUAAAUGUUUUAGUACGUAUAACAUACAGAUAGUUUUUGUCAACACGUCAGUUUGAUAUGCUAAUUCAAAUUGGCAGUCAUUUGUUGUAGUUACAAUAGUAAAUUCCAGUUUUUUCACGUUAAAAAUGUAGACACACUUUAAUCUAUGUUGCAAACUGACCAUAGCAACCUUAGUACGUUUGCUUCCUUAUAUUAAGAUCGCGAAAGCCGAUUCGAAAUUAAAAUAACGGACGGGCAAGUUGACUGAUAUUUGGAGGACGUACUUUUUCAAGAAAUAUUAAAAUGAAAAAUUCUCUCCUACUAAAAUAUAUUUGUCUUCCGCUGCCAUCGAGACUUGAUUGACAUGUAUGAGUUCAAUAGCAACUGUAUGAUAGCUCAGAAUGAAAUUAUCACUUAUUAGAAGAUCAAAGUUUACACUUCCUGAUGACUUGAAUAACUACUAAAUUGGAUUUCUUAGAAAAUUUAUGAUAUCAGUACUCUGAUAUGCAAUCCCUUGAAGAAAUUUGUUGGACCGUUAUAACGUAUAUCAAUAUUUAGGAUAGCUGAAACUUCGGCGGAAUAUAAAUUUGUCAUCAAACUGCAGAUCAUGUUUAAAAUAAAUAAAUAAAUAAGCUUAAUCUCAAAG
This is a messenger RNA of Exaiptasia diaphana, 2555 nucleotides long. Its product is annotated as organic cation transporter protein. Gene Ontology annotation, biological process: transmembrane transport. The record is from RefSeq and is a predicted model, not a curated record. Lineage: Eukaryota; Metazoa; Cnidaria; Anthozoa; Actiniaria; Aiptasiidae. Gene Ontology annotation, molecular function: transmembrane transporter activity. The coding region runs from base 224 to 1789 and encodes 521 amino acids. Gene Ontology annotation, cellular component: membrane. The transcript has 9 exons.